Messenger RNA from Neoarius graeffei (lesser salmon catfish), 733 nucleotides. Its product is annotated as histone H2A.V. The coding region runs from base 87 to 473 and encodes 128 amino acids. The transcript is spliced from 5 exons. The record is from RefSeq and is a predicted model, not a curated record. Gene Ontology annotation, molecular function: protein heterodimerization activity; DNA binding; structural constituent of chromatin. NCBI's taxonomy places the organism in Eukaryota, Metazoa, Chordata, Actinopteri, Siluriformes, Ariidae. Gene Ontology annotation, cellular component: nucleosome.
GUUUACCAGCAGGUGUCGCCAUGCACAACGUGUAUGUAUGUUUAUGUAUGUGUUAUUUUCCGAUUCUCUAACUCUCUGUUGGUGUCAUGGCAGGAGGAAAGGCUGGGAAAGACAGUGGCAAAGCCAAGGCUAAGGCGGUGUCCCGGUCUCAGAGGGCUGGUCUUCAGUUCCCUGUAGGUCGUAUCCACAGACAUUUAAAAACGCGGACAACUAGCCACGGACGUGUCGGUGCCACAGCGGCAGUGUACAGCGCAGCCAUCCUGGAGUACCUCACUGCUGAGGUGUUGGAGUUGGCUGGUAAUGCUUCAAAGGACUUGAAGGUGAAACGCAUCACUCCCAGGCAUUUACAGCUGGCCAUUCGUGGUGAUGAAGAGCUGGAUUCACUUAUCAAAGCCACAAUUGCUGGUGGAGGUGUGAUUCCUCACAUUCACAAAUCCCUGAUUGGAAAGAAGGGCCAGCAGAAAACUGCAUAGAAAGCCAUUUUGUCAGUCAGUAUAUAGAGAGAGAGCAGUUGUUUUAUGUUGUAUCCUUUUUUCUGUUUUUUUUUAUUUUAUUUUUUUAUAAGCAUAGAAUGAACACAACUAUUUUAUCCAUAUUUUCAUGUACUAUUCUUGGAGUGGGAGGGGAAUAAUGGGAUAGUUAAUCUUUUUUAAAUGAAGGGACAUGAGGGGGCUUCUCGGUGUAUAUCUCCAUGUGCCUUCCAUCUAUUUUAUACAUAAAGACUUUUCUUAAA